Molecule: messenger RNA, 1988 nt
Organism: Periophthalmus magnuspinnatus
Lineage: Eukaryota; Metazoa; Chordata; Actinopteri; Gobiiformes; Gobiidae
Gene: asrgl1
Product: asparaginase and isoaspartyl peptidase 1
Exons: 7
Coding region: 266-1198 (310 amino acids)
Molecular function (GO): asparaginase activity
Source: RefSeq, a predicted model, not a curated record
GACAAAUUUUCGGCACUUUUCGGCGCGGCACCCGUAUUAUUCCAGGUCUAUUCUUAUUAACGGAACUACAUCCUUCAAGCCGCGCGGGUUUGGGUCAUUUCAGGGUUUAUUCUACGUUAUCUCCACGUUUUAAAACGCGUUGUUUUUCUGCAGCCUGUCAUUCAUUUACCGGGGACUGUUUCUGUUACCGGGGACUGCUCCAGAAGUAGGUCAUUGCGGAGAGCGCGUUCAAUCCGGAACCCCACAAGAAACCUGCACGUGGGUGAUGCGUCCCAUCGUGGUGGUCCAUGGGGGAGCGGGGCACAUCCCUUCUGAGCGCGCUCAUGGCUCAAUGGGUGGAGUCUGUGCCGCAGUGAAGGCGGGCUACAGCCUCCUGACAGCAGGAGGCAGCAGUGUGGAUGCAGUAGUGGAGGCAGUGGUCAACAUGGAGGACAACCCACACUUCAACGCCGGUUGCGGUUCAGUGCUCACGGCUGGAGGUCAGGUGGAGAUGGACGCUUUGGUGAUGGAUGGGAGGGACCUCUCGUCUGGAGCUGUGUCUGCGGUCUCAAACAUCACUAACCCUGUGAAGCUAGCACGCCUGGUCAUGGAAAAGACAAGCCAUGUGUGUCUGACAGCAGGGGGCGCUGCUGUGUUUGCACGGCAGAUGGGAAUACAGGAAGUGUCCACUGAGUCCCUGAUCACAGAGUACAGCCGCGCCAGGUGGAAGAGGAACCAGGAGCCCGGAGCCAACCCGGUGGAGUGCCAAAUGGGAAAGAUGGGCACAGUUGGGGCAGUGGCGGUAGACUCAGAGGGAAACGUUGCUUGUGCCACUUCCACUGGAGGAAUCCUGAACAAGAUGGAGGGUCGAGUGGGAGACACGCCAUGUAUUGGUAGUGGAGGUUAUGCAGAUAACUCAGUGGGAGCAGUUUCCACCACAGGGCACGGAGAGGCCAUCUUGAAAGUGGUCCUGGCCCGACACAUUCUCUUCCACAUGGAACAAGGUAGGUCUGUGGAGGAGGCGAGCGACCUGGGCCUGUCUCACAUGAGGAGUCGGGUCAAGGGUCUGGGAGGGGUCGUCACUGUGGAUGCCAAAGGAGAGUGGUCAGCUCGCUUCUCGUCCAAUCAGAUGGCCUGGGCCGCAGCAUGUGACCAGACCCUGCACUGGGGGUUAUAUAAAGGAGAGCACUUUACCGAGGCGAUAGUGCAAACGCUAUGAGCACUAAUACUACUACUACUACUAUUACUAGGCUAAUACUCCUGGUACUAUAAUUCCCAUAAAAAAAUAUGCACAAAUCAGGUUGAAAAUUGAUUUGCCAACAAACAUAAUAAAAAAAAAUGUUAUUUUCACAGCAAUUUGUUGUUGAGCUGUGAUCAAAUAACUUUAGCAUUUCAAUUGUGAUUUAACUUUUGAGGCUAAGAGAUUUUAGACAUUCAAAUGUAAAUACUUAAAAAUUAUAUGUUUUACUUUUUUAACAUCAUAGUAUUAACUCAUACUUUUAUAAUAUUGUUGUUAUAAUAAUUGUUGUUAUAUAUUUGAGAUACAAUCCUAUAGGUUUUUGCCACCUGCUGCCAUAUUGGUUCUAGUUGCUAAUGAGUGUAAACUCCAAAGGAAACAUGCAUUAACUGACUAAAUAUCAGGAUUAAACCAGUUUUUAAGGAAAAUGUCAGCUUUCUUGUGUUAGAUUAAUAACCCUCUCCUACCAUUGAAGUUUGUGGAAAGUCAUAAAAACACUUUGAUAGAACCAAUAUGACAUUAGUUGGUCAAAACCGGUUGUAGAAAAGGAUGAUUCGCUGGUAUUUCUGUAGGAACCAUAAUGAUAACUGCACUGAGGCACAGACAGGUUGCACCAAAUGCACCAAAGUCUUAGAAAGAUCAAGUUUACAGGUUUUAUUUUGAUUUUAUUGUGUUUAAUUUGUCAUUUUAAUAAAAUUGUACAGAAUUUAAGCAUUUGAUGAGCAUAAUGUUUGUAAUUGAAGUGCUGCAAAAAUAAAAUUUAAGUUGCAGU